Molecule: messenger RNA, 3382 nt
Organism: Cicer arietinum (chickpea)
Lineage: Eukaryota; Viridiplantae; Streptophyta; Magnoliopsida; Fabales; Fabaceae
Product: importin subunit beta-1-like
Biological process (GO): protein import into nucleus
Molecular function (GO): small GTPase binding
Source: RefSeq, a predicted model, not a curated record
AAGAAACAAAAAUUUAACAUUAGGCGUCUCUGCUUUUUCCCACACUCACUCCCUGCUAGGGUUUCAGAGUAGCCGCGCUUCACUCAUUUCGGUUCUUUCAAACUCGGUACUCAGUUUCAUCGCCGAUUCAACUCGCUAACUCGCUGUUCAGAUGGCCAUGGAGGUUACUCAGAUCCUUUUAAAUGCCCAAGCAGUGGAUGGUGCUGUAAGAAAACUAGCUGAAGAUAGCUUGAAACAGUUCCAGGAGCAGAACCUUCCAAGUUUCUUGUUUUCUCUUGCUGGGGAAUUGGCCAAUGAUGAGAAGCCACCAGAGAGUAGGAAGCUAGCAGGUUUAAUUCUCAAGAAUGCUUUGGAUGCAAAAGAUCAACCCAGAAAGAUAGAAUUUGUUCAAAGAUGGCUGGCGUUGGACCCAACUUUGAAAGCCCAAAUUAAAGCGUUUUUGUUGAGGACCCUUUCUUCUCCGUCUCUUGAUGCUCGAUCAACUGCAUCACAAGUUAUUGCAAAAGUUGCUGGCAUUGAGUUGCCUCACAAGCAGUGGCCUGAAUUGGUGGGAUCCCUCUUGUCCAACGUUCAUCAGCUUCCUGCUCCUACUAGACAGGCAACUCUUGAGACCCUUGGAUACAUUUGUGAAGAAGUAUCACCAGAUGUGGUAGACCAGGAUCAUGUAAAUAAAAUACUCACUGCAGUCGUUCAGGGAAUGAAUUCUUCAGAAGAAAACAAUGAUGUUAGGCUUGCUGCCAUACAGGCAUUGUACAAUGCAUUGGGUUUUGCCCAGGCAAAUUUUUCCAAUGAUAUGGAGCGUGAUUACAUAAUGAGAAUUGUCUGUGAAGCAACUCUUUCCCCUGAACUAAAGAUCCGACGGGCAGCUUUUGAAUGCUUGGUAGCUAUUUCUUCUACAUAUUAUGAAAAGUUGGCUCAAUAUAUCCAAGAUAUCUUUACCAUCACCGCCAAAGCCGUGAAGGAAGAUGAGGAGCCUGUUGCACUUCAGGCAAUCGAAUUCUGGAGUUCAAUUUGUGAUGAAGAAAUUGAUAUAUUAGAAGAAUAUGGAGGUGACUUUAGUGGUGAUUCAGACAUUCCUUGCUUUUACUUUAUAAAGCAGGCACUUCAAUUUCUUGUUCCCAUGUUAUUGGAGACAUUACUAAAACAAGAAGAAGAUCAAGAUCAGGAUGAAGGAGCUUGGAACAUUGCAAUGGCUGGAGGUACAUGCUUGGGAUUGGUUGCACGGACAGUUGGUGAUGACAUUGUGCCUCUGGUUAUGCCAUUUAUCGAAGAGAAUAUAACAAAACCAGAUUGGAGGCAAAGGGAAGCUGCAACCUAUGCAUUUGGCUCCAUUCUUGAAGGUCCAUCUCUGGAAAAACUUGUGCCACUUGUGAAUAUGGCUUUGAGUUUCAUGCUCAAUGCGCUGACAAAUGACCCAAACAAUCAUGUGAAGGACACCACUGCAUGGACUCUUGGGCGAAUGUUUGAGUUUUUGCAUGGGUCAGCUUUGGAUACUCCCAUUAUCACUCAAGCAAACUGCCAGCAGAUUAUUACUGUGCUUCUUCAGAGCAUGAAAGAUGUUCCAAAUGUUGCUGAGAAGGCCUGUGGGGCGCUCUAUUUUCUCGCCCAAGGUUAUGAGGAUGCUGGAUCUUCGGCCUCCCCAUUGACCCCCUUCUUCCAAGAAAUUGUUCACGCUCUUCUAACUGUAACUCACAGAGAGGACUCCGUAGAAUCGCGCCUUAGAACAGCAGCCUAUGAAGCUCUAAAUGAAGUAGUGAGAUGUUCAAAUGAUGAUACUGCACCAAUGGUUGCCCAACUUGUUACUGUCAUCAUGAUGGAGCUUCACCAGACUCUUGAGAAUCAGAAGGUCUCAUCUGAUGAAAAGCAGAAUGAGUUACAAGGCCUUCUAUGUGGUUGCUUGCAGGUCAUCAUACAGAAGCUUGGAUCGUCUGAACCUACGAAACGUCAUUUAAUGCAGUAUGCUGACCAAAUUAUGGGUUUAUUCUUGAGAGUAUUUGCUUCUCGAAGUGCGACAGCACAUGAAGAGGCUAUGCUUGCCAUUGGUGCUUUGGCCUAUGCAACUGGUGCUGAUUUUCUGAAGUACAUGCAAGAAUUUCACAAGUAUUUGGAGAUGGGUCUCCAAAAUUUUGAGGAUUACCAGGUAUGUGCUAUCACAGUGGGUGUGGUUGGGGAUGUAUGCAGGGCUUUGGAGGAGAAUGUACUGUCUUAUUGUGAUGGGAUAAUGUCCCAACUCCUUAAGGAUUUGUCAAGCAAUCAGUUGCAUAGGUCUGUGAAGCCUCCAAUUUUUUCAUGUUUUGGUGACAUUGCCUUGGCAAUUGGUGAAAGCUUUGAGAAGUAUUUGUUAUAUGCUAUGCCUAUGCUUCAGAGUGCUGCUGAGCUCUCUGCUCAUACUUCUGGUGCUGAUGACGAUAUGAUAGAGUACACAAACUCUUUAAGAAAUGGAAUCCUUGAGGCGUACUCAGGAAUCUUUCAAGGAUUCAAAGGUUCCCCAAAGACACAGCUCCUGAUGCCUUAUGCUCCUCAUGUACUGCAAUUCUUGGACAGUUUGUACAUGGAGAAGGACAUGGAUGAUGUUGUAACCAAGACGGCAAUUGGUGUGCUUGGAGAUUUAGCUGAUACGUUGGGUGGUAAUGCUGGCCCGUUGAUUCAGCAAUCUGUAUCUAGCAAAGACUUCCUGAAAGAGUGCUUAUCAUCUGAUGAUCAUUCAGUCAAGGAAUCUGCAGAAUGGGCCAAGUUGGCAAUCAGUCGAGCAAUUGCAUUUUGAGGCUGCUGCUCCAUGGGUCCUUGUUCUUGCAUACAUCUGCAUUGUUGCAUGGGGGUCUCAACUGCAUACCAUGAGUCGGGUCAUCACAAUUUUUGGGCACAGGUGUUCCAGUCAUUUGGCUGGCUGUCUUCAUUUCAUGUCAGAAAUAUCGAGUCUUUUUUCAUUUUAUUUUUUAAAUUUGUUUUUAUGCAUUGCUAUGGAGAAAGUCUGUGGGUGAUGACUGAUCUUUCUGCUAACUUGGCAGAAAAGAUGCAGUUUUUUGGAUACAGGAGAAACUAGGUUAAAUUGGAGGAAGCCGAAAAUGAGAUAUACCAUGGUAUUUGUCAAUACCGCCAAUAUUGAGCUUGCAUGAGUUAUAUUAUUUGAAAUGUUUGGAGUCUAUGGUGGUCCAAAAACGAACGACAAUUGUCUUUUAAAUUUUAUUUUUUUCCUUUUACUAUUGGCUGUAGAGUGAAACAAUCAUCUUAGUCCAUCCAUGUGUUUGAAACACAGGUAAUGCAACAUAUUUUAGCCGUCCUUUAAUAUCCCUCACAUAAUUUUGUUUCCCGUAUCAACUUUUUUGCUUUAAUUUUGUAAUUUUAUAUGAUCGAUUUUAUGAUAGUUUCCUUUUAAGGGACA